CAAGGAUGCUAAAAUAUUUUUCUUCUUAAGAAACAUUUGCCUCUUCUUGCAGCCUUCAUUCUUCUUUUCUCGCCCAUACUGCCCAUCACUGUUUACGGUCAACAAUAUGGCAGACCUCAAAGCGACCGCCAAUCCGGCCAUGAGUGACCCCGCUGAGCUCGAAAAGUCCCGUCUGGGCUCGAACCAGGCCGACACCCAGCUUGUUGCAGAGUUUGGCUACAAGCCUGUGUUCAAGCGAGAGUUUGGCUAUCUAUCUACCUUUUCGUUCGCCGUCAGUAUCAGUGGGUUGUUCUCGACGGUCAUGACCACCAUGUCCUAUCCUCUGGAAGCGGGUGGAAGCAGUGCGGUGGUCUGGUGUUGGCUAAUCUCGGGAGCCGGCUGCAUGUGUAUCGCGUGUUCGGUCGCGGAGCUUGUGUCUGCCUAUCCGACCUCUGGAGGCCUGUACUUUACUAUUUCCCGGCUCGCUCCGCACGAUUGGGUUCCUUCAAUCAGUUGGUUGACCGGUUGGCUGAAUUUUCUCGGACAAAUUUGCGGUGUGGCCUCGUCGGAGUAUGGCGGAGCACAAAUGCUCCUUGCCAUUGUGGCCAUGUGCAAAGGCGAUAAUUAUGAAAUCAAAACUACCACCACAGUGGGUGUGAUGGCUGCGUUGACCUUUCUCACCGGCCUGGUGAACUCGCUGUCGACCUACUGGAUGGAGAAGAUGACCAAGUUUUAUGUCAUUUUCCAUGUCUGCAUUCUGGUCGCGUGCUCGAUUGCGCUUCUGGUCAUGACUGACGAUAAGCACGAUGCCUCGUACGUCUUCACCCAUGUCGAGGCAACCACCGGGUGGAAGCCCAUCGGGUUCAGUUUUCUGUUUGGUUUCCUGUCUGUGAGCUGGACCAUGACGGACUACGAUGCCACGGCCCACAUCACCGAGGAGAUCAGCAACCCCGAGAUCAAGGCCCCAUGGGCGAUUUCCCUGGCCAUGCUGUUUACCUAUCUGGCUGGCUUUCUGUUCAACAUUGUUCUGUGCUUCUGCAUGGGCGACCCUAACGCGAUUCUCGCCUCUCCGCUGGAUCAACCGGUUGCACAGCUGUUCUACAAUAGCCUUGGCAGGGGCGGUGCCAUCUUCUUCACCGUCUCGGCUCUGAUCAUCAUCAAGUUUGUCUGCUUCACGGCGAUGCAGUCGCUGGGUCGAACUGUGUUUGCAUUCUCCCGUGACCGCAUGCUGCCUUUUUCCAACGUUUGGGUCAAGGUGUCUCCGUACACUGGAACGCCCUUGUAUGCCGUGUGGAUCUCCGUGGUGUUUUGCAUCGCGAUCAACCUGAUUGCUCUAGGUUCAUACACUGCUGUCGACGCUGUUUUCACGCUGUGCUCCAUCGCCCUCGACUGGAGUUACUGCAUUCCCGUCCUGUGCAAGCUCGUGUUUGGCCAGUUCAAACCCGGACCCUGGCACAUGGGUAUCUUCAGCAAAGCCGUAAACAUCUGGGCCUGCUUAUGGACGCUGUUCGUCAGCAUCAUCUUCGUCCUGCCCACCGAGCGUCCCGUCACGCCUAACAACAUGAACUACGCCUGCGUGUUCUUGGUAUUUGUCUUGCUGUUUGCCCUGGUGUACUGGUUCAUCAGCGGCAAACGCUUCUACCAUGGCCCCGUGACCGAAGCAGUUGUAGCAGAUUCCGCCUCCGAAAGCAACCAACCCGGAUCCAAAGAAAAAGACGGACGCGACAAUUGACUACCCAGCGAUACCCGAACCCUUGCAACGGCCCAAUGUUCGAUCCCUGAGCGACACGUAUUCGGCUCCAGCGAUGGACGCGACUUAUCCUACUGCUACCAUCUAUAGCCGAAGCCCACCGAUCCAGCGACCGGCCCAUGCUGUUCACUUCCCUAGCGACAUCCUGCCAGCGUAUCGAUUCCGUGCGACAUCCUGCCCAGUGUGAUUCCGUGCGACAUACCUGCCAGUGU
Molecule: messenger RNA, 1941 nt
Organism: Aspergillus ibericus CBS 121593
Lineage: Eukaryota; Fungi; Ascomycota; Eurotiomycetes; Eurotiales; Aspergillaceae
Product: amino acid transporter
Exons: 5
Coding region: 107-1711 (534 amino acids)
Biological process (GO): transmembrane transport
Cellular component (GO): membrane
Molecular function (GO): transmembrane transporter activity
Source: RefSeq, a predicted model, not a curated record